AUGCCUAGAGCAACCUCUGACCGUUUUUCUCGAGCUCAUCAAUCUUCCGCCAAAGCAUCUUCUUCAAAAUCCAAAGAUGCCUCAUCAUCUUCCGCAAGGAACCCCAUUUUUAAUACCGAACGAUUCGGACAACAUAUUCUCAAAAAUCCUCAGGUUGCACAAACUAUUGUUGAAAAGGCAAAUCUCAGGCCAACAGAUAAAGUCCUAGAAGUCGGUCCUGGUACUGGAAACCUCACAGUAAAGAUACUCGAACAGGCGAAACAUGUCACCGCAGUAGAGAUGGAUCCUCGGAUGGCUGCUGAACUUACAAAGCGUGUUCAGGGCAAGCCGGAACAGCGCAAACUCGAUAUAAUUAUUGGAGAUUUUGUCAAAGCCGAAUUACCCUACUUUGACGUCUGCAUCUCCAACACCCCCUACCAAAUCUCAUCUCCUCUCAUCUUUCGUCUGCUCUCUCAUCGGCCCCUCCCUCGCGUCUGUAUCCUCAUGUUCCAACGUGAAUUCGCUCUUCGGUUGGUAGCGACUGCCGGGAGUACACUUUGGUCUCGUCUAUCAGCGAAUGUACAGCUUUAUGCCAAGGUUGAUUAUCUGAUGCACGUUGGGAAAAACAACUUUCGACCGGCACCGAUGGUGGAAAGUAGUGUCGUACGGGUUGCACCAAGGGAUCCUCCCCCACCUGUAAGAUUUGAAGAGUUUGACGGGCUGGGAAGGAUAUUGUUCAGCCGACGAAAUAAGACUGUACAUGGCAAUUUUAUGGCAAAGGGGGUGAUACCGAUGCUGGAGAAGAAUUGGAGGACAUAUUGUUCUGAAACGGAUCAGAUGGUCGAAGACGAGGUUGAUAUGAAAGCCAAGGUCGAAGAAGUUCUCGAGCAAACAGGGAACACGGAAAAUCGAGCUGCCAAAAUGGAUGUUGAUGAUCUUCUAAAACUCCUCUACGCCUUCCACAAAGUCGGGAUACAUUUUGCAUGA
Molecule: messenger RNA, 966 nt
Organism: Lentinula edodes (shiitake mushroom)
Lineage: Eukaryota; Fungi; Basidiomycota; Agaricomycetes; Agaricales; Omphalotaceae
Product: S-adenosyl-L-methionine-dependent methyltransferase
Exons: 6
Coding region: 1-966 (321 amino acids)
Biological process (GO): rRNA methylation
Cellular component (GO): mitochondrial matrix
Molecular function (GO): rRNA (adenine-N6,N6-)-dimethyltransferase activity
Source: RefSeq, a predicted model, not a curated record